Molecule: messenger RNA, 5125 nt
Organism: Sebastes umbrosus (honeycomb rockfish)
Lineage: Eukaryota; Metazoa; Chordata; Actinopteri; Perciformes; Sebastidae
Gene: gfod1
Product: glucose-fructose oxidoreductase domain-containing protein 1
Exons: 3
Coding region: 481-1668 (395 amino acids)
Molecular function (GO): nucleotide binding
Source: RefSeq, a predicted model, not a curated record
GCUCUGAGCUGCAACAUCAACAGCAGCCUUCAGUCUAGUAGCUUUACUGCUGCUGUUGCUGCUGCUGUGGAUCCUCCACGGAGCUGACACAGAGAGAGAGAACCAGGGCCGUGUUUCUGACUGCAUGCAGCCGGUUGAAGCGUCUUCCUCCCGGCUGUAUCUGAAGGGUGAAGCGGAGGCUCCAGAGGAGGUGACGCGCUCUGUCGCUGCUUGGCGCAGUCGGUGCGCUGCUCGCUGUCAAACGAGGACAAGCUUAAAAACCGGAAUUUACAUUAUUUAUUUAUUUUUAACGCUGAGGAAGCCUGGAUCGGUUUUCCAUCUUUUUUUUUUUUUUUUGGAUCAUUUUCCUGGGACAUUACAUGCCCGAGCCUAGAGCCUUGUCGACGGGGGAAAUGCAUCGCAGCGGGUGUUUGGCUGCAGGUGGAUGGCCAACCUGACGGUCCCGUUCAGCCGACAUAUAUCUAAUAAUACAGCCGAGCCAUGCUUCCAGGAGUCGGCGUGUUCGGCACCAGCCUGACAGCCCGAGUGAUCAUCCCGCUGCUGAAGAACGAGGGCUUCGCCGUCAAGGCGCUGUGGGGCCGGACGCAGGAGGAGGCGGAGGAGCUGGCCAAGGAGAUGAACGUGCCCUUCUACACCAACCGGAUCGACGACGUACUGCUGCAUCAGGACGUGGAUCUGGUCUGCAUCAACCUGCCGCCGCCUCUGACCAGGCAGAUCGCAGUCAAAACACUGGGUAUUGGAAAGAACGUCAUCUGCGACCGGACAGCAACGCCUCUGGAUGCCUUCCGAAUGAUGUCAGCAGCCCAGUACUACCCCAAAUUGCUGAGCAUUAUGGGGAAUGUGUUACGUUUCUUGCCGGCCUUCGUUCGAAUGAAGGAGCUGUUAGAGGAGGGGUACAUCGGGGAGCUUCUGGUCUGUGAGGCCCAGGUCCACAGCGGUAGUCUCCUGGGGAAGAAAUACAACUGGAGCUGUGACGACCUGAUGGGAGGCGGCGGUCUGCAUUCGGUGGGCAGUUACAUCAUCGACUUGCUUACGUUUCUCACCGGUCAGCGUGCGGCAAAAGUCCACGGCUUCCUCAAGACCUUCGUCAAACAAACGGAUCACAUCCGGGGCAUCCGUCAGAUCACCAGCGACGACUUCUGCACGUUCCAGAUGGCGCUGGAGGGGGGCGCCUGCUGCACUGUCACGCUCAACUUCAACGUGCCCGGAGAGUUUCGGCAGGAGGUGAUCGUCGUGGGGACGGUUGGAAGGUUGACGGUCACGGGGUGCGACCUGUACGGACAGAAGAACAGCGGAGGCGGAGGAAACGGCGGAGGUCCCGAACUCCUGCUCAAAGACACCACGCCUCUCGAGAAGGCUUCCUUACCGGAGAAGGCCUUCAGCGACAUCCCGUCCCCGUAUCUUACCGGAACGAUCCGCAUGAUCCAGGCGGUGCGGCAGGCCUUUGAGGACCAGGACGACAGGCGGACGUGGGACGGGAGGCCUCUGACAAUGGCCGCUACCUUUGAGGAUUGCCUUUAUGCUCUUUGCGUGGUGGAUACCAUCAAGAAGUCCAACCAGUGCGGAGAGUGGCAGAACAUUGUGGUGAUGACGGAGGAACCGGAGAUCAGCCCGGCCUAUUUGAUCAGCGAGGCCAUGCGGCGGAGUAGGAUGUCGCUCUACUGUUAACCUUAACUGAUGGUGGCACUGGAAAAGCCUCGGUGUUGGAACUUUAUUACAGCUUCGGGGUUCAGUUCCGAAAUUCGUCACCCGUUCGCUACUGUUACAGACAGAGAGGUUACACCACUAUGAUGCAGUUUCCUGAUACUAGGUAGAGGAAACACAAUGUGAUCAAUAAUCAAACCUUUAUUUAUAAAGAAGCCUUUCCUGUUUUUCCUUCUGACUAAAGACUUGAGUCCUUCCGGGGAGAUGCACUUGUAAAUUAGACUGAUUCAACAGAAAGAUCUACAGCGGAGGCGGAUCAGGGAGUGAAACUAAUGCUUCUGUGUUCUGCUUGACCAUAAGGGUAUUUGCGCCUCUCAUCUCUGCUUCUCUUCUAUAUGACCGGGUCUGGAAGACAACACCUUACACUGUGGGUCCAAAACGAGGACAGCCAAGGAAGAACGAUAGUCCUCUCAGUUCAAACUGUGCCGCUGUAUUGUUGCUGUAGUCUCAAGUACUUGCUAGUUUUACCAAGUGAAUGUUUAAAAAAAAGAAAAUCAGUAUGCUUGAUAGCUUCAGUCUCUGUCUGCUCGGUAUGCCUCCUCUGUGUGUGUGAAACAACAGAGAAAAGAAAUCAAUAGUUUGGCUGGUGGGUUUUUACCUUCUGGUUUAUGUAUGCAAUAAAUCCAGGCAGCAGAAACACUGUUAUCUUCCAGCCUGGAGUUAAGGGUUAAAACAUACUAUGGUAUGCCUUUAUGCAGUUACAGUAGCCCGUGCAUCAGUUUGCGAGUCCCGUAUGAGUGGCCAGUGCAGUGAUACUUUGAUGUUCUUCUUAUUUAUUUCAUGCAUUCUCUAUUGUCAUGAAGCAUGGCCAUGAAAUACACUGUGUGCACAUCUGUACCGAGCCUUAAGUGUGGAUAUUAAUGCAGUCUUGCACUAAAGGUGUGAGUGAAUGCUGAGCAGUGUGCGGGUUUUGUCCCGAUAUUGCAAUGCGAUGGGUCACACUUGCAUCUAGCUACCGCGAUUUAGCAUUUAGCAUGCUUUAUAAAGCUUCUCUAACAUGCAGGUUUGUCAGUAUGCAUCACAUGUGAGUUCAGUUUGGACCCACGCCGACAGUCAGACUGAAAACGUUUCUUUCAGUUUCCGUAAGAGGUGUUACUCUACGUUCCCGGGAUGAACAAGCUCUUUUUAUUCGUAUUGAAGGUAUAAACCUUUAAAGCUGCACCAAUCAAUAUUUCUUAUUUAACAAUGUGCCAGAUGACUGUGUUUAUUGUGAAAGGUGUCACUCGUAGUAAUGAACCCACAGAUAUUUAUCACCUGACUCUUCAGUCCCCCUCAACUCUACGUAGUUUUAGUAUCUUUCAGCUCAUUGUUUUGGUUUUAUGGGCCACAACUGUGCUGUUUUGGUUCACUCUCACAGCUCUCAUCAACCUUGUUUCCUAUCACAGCAGGCAGCUGUUUACAGCGGAAAAAGGUUUGAUACACCUAUGGUAUGCUACUUUAGGCCCAAUCAAAGAGAGUGUUUUUUUUGCAUUUUGCUGCCUCUUUUUAUUUUUUAUGUUGCUAGGCAACCACUGAAUGAGUGCUAACGUACCUUAUUACAAACCAUGAACAGCAAGCGACCCAAAUAGUCAAUAGAAUAGUUUAAAUUAAUGAAAACAACUUACCCAAAAUCUCAAGUACCGCACUAAUUUGUCUCCUGCUGUUUUCUGUUCAGAUCAUGAUAACUAUAGUUGGUAAAGUCAUAAAGCUCCGGGUAUCCAGCAAAAGUCACCACAAUGAGAAAAAAACGCUAAAGACUUCGGGAGCUGUUUAUUUUUUCAACUCAAGGCGUUCAGGGCGUUCCAUUAAAAAACGUGAGGCACUCAGCAACGCAAAAGCAGCGAGCAAAACGCUUCAAUCUCAUUGAAAACAAUUACAAAAAGCCGCCCCAGCCAGCUAAAACGCACUCUGUCUGAUCGGGGUCUUGCAGCACCAAAGAAAGAAAGACAGAAAAAAUUAGCGAUUUGAAAAACAAAGCUUUUACGUUACACGUUACUAACGCGUUAAAAACAGGUCAAAAAUAUAUAAUGUAAUUUUUAAAAAGACGGAUUCCCCAAAACAGCUGGACACUGUCAGUUUUAGCUCAUGUUAUCCUAACAGGAGUGAAUAGAGCAUUCUUUUGGGACAAGUUUUAGCUCUUGAGUAAUACACAUUUGGUACUCUAGUAAGAAACUAUAGAAUACCACCACCCUUAUCUUUCUAAGCAUAAUUUACAUGAGUGCAGCCGAGUGCAGAAUAUGUUAAUAAAGAGAGCCAAUGAAGAAGAAAAAUGAAAAGCAAGAUUGAGGGAUUUGACACAAGCAUGACAGUUUUUAAAUCAAAACGUGAUUCCAAUUGAAAGGGAUGCUUAGUGUGAUUUUAUGAUGCGUACAAAAUCACACCUGACUCUCACUGUGUUUGGAGCAUUUUUGCCACUAUCAGACACUGAAAAUCGUACUUCCCGUCAGUCACAAGGGAAAGCUCAAACAAACAUUCGGAGAGUAUUUGCAAAUACAGUUUGUCUUAAAGGAGCAGUGUGUAGCAUUUCUUAGUAGUAGUGUUAUUAUGGUAAGGAUGACCUCUCACUGCGGUUUUGCACUCAGUGGCUCACGUUACCGUAGUCUUGGAAAGGUACUCAGCUGGUUGCAAUCUGCAACCACACCACCUAGAUGGCACCAAAUCCUACACACUGUCCCUUUAAGGUUUGGUGGCACUCAAUACAGGUGAGAGAACUGCACCGACCUACAAGCCAAAAGAUUGAUUUUCUUUUUUUGAUGUCCCCCUUGUGUGGCUUCAAGUUCUUAAACUGUGCUGAAAUAUUAUCUAUGUAACGACUACUGAAAAUGUACAUAUGAAAAUAUUCUAAAACAACAAUAUGCGUUUGUCUAAAGAAAUAAAUGAUUACUGUAUGUAUUUUAUUUGUACAAACCAAGGAACUGGGACAUGUUUUUGAUGAGUGUUACGGUAUUUAUUCUUUGUUUUUUUUGCUGUUGACGUCUUGUGGGCUGACCUGCAGUGUAUUAGGGAGAUUAACAGCACACUGAGGCCUUGGAGCAUUCAGCUUCUUAUCCCCGUCUAUGAAUUAUUGACCAAAAUACUCUUUCUUUUAACGCUGUUACGAAAAGCUUUAUGGUUGCUGUUGAGAUGCAUCAUAAAUCAUCACAGUCAUAAUCCAACAUAACUGUCAUGCAGUGUAAACUGUGAUGUAAACAAAGUUGUAGCUGUUCACAGCUCCUAGUAUCUGACAUGUCUGACCCCUUUUUAUUGUUUAGCAUGUUGAUUUAAGCUACAUGUUUUAGGGAAAAAACACCUCUGCCUGACAAAGAGUCCAACACUGAUAAGCUAUCACUCUUUAAGAUAACUCCAGUUAUAUUAUUGCCCCUUGUGUACCAAGCGCCUUAUCAAAUCUGCAUAUAGACUUUCCCCCUUUGUCCGAUAGCAAUAUAUUCAUGAUUUGAAACUA